Molecule: messenger RNA, 4483 nt
Organism: Nerophis lumbriciformis (worm pipefish)
Lineage: Eukaryota; Metazoa; Chordata; Actinopteri; Syngnathiformes; Syngnathidae
Gene: n4bp2
Product: NEDD4 binding protein 2
Cellular component (GO): nucleus
Molecular function (GO): endonuclease activity
Source: RefSeq, a predicted model, not a curated record
CCAAUUGAACUGCUCGGCACCAAGGCCCAAAAGUCCAUUGUGGAUUUUCCGCUUCUAAAACCGAAAGAACCUACAGACAGAUCACAAGCUUCUCUGUGUCUGGCCGCUGCAGGACGUCCCUCUGCGUUCCAGAUGUAUAAAAAAAACGAAUCACAUGUCAAUUCGGACAGUUCAGUCAGAGGAGCUCCGUUGCCUGCACCACCGUGGAACCUUCAUCCGCCGUUUUUCUCUCCCUGCCUUUAUGGAACCCAGCGGCCGUGCUUCAUCACCCCUGCGGCACCUCCUAACUGGCCCCGGCAAGUUGGACAUCCCUACGCUUGGAGAGGGCAAGCACCUCUUAGACCUUCUGCUGCUAUUCCCACAUCCUGGACCAUGGCCGCUGCCGCUGCCGCUCCACAGCCUCCCGCUCACUUGAGCAGGCUACGUCUGGAAGGCAGGGUGCUCGUGUUGCUACGCGGAGCACCGGGAUCUGGCAAAACCACUUUAGCUCGGGCAUUUCUAGAACACAACAGAGGUGGCGUCGUACUGAGCACCGACGACUACUUCACCCGUGAAGGACGAUAUCAGUUUGAUUCUACUGCUGUCGGGGAAGCUCACGAGUGGAACCACCAGCGAGCCAAAGAGGCUUUUGAGAGGGGCGCCAAUCCCAUCAUCAUUGAUAACACAAACAUGCAGGGCUGGGAGAUGAAACCCUACGUGGCCCAGGCACUGAAACAUCAUUUUAAAGUGCUGUUUCGGGAGCCGGACACUUGGUGGAGGCACAAGCCCAGAGAGCUGCAGAGACGAUGCAAAAACAACGUGCCCGUGGAAACCAUUCGACGCAUGCUGGAUGGAUAUGAACGCUUCGUGUCGGUCCAGUCCAUCAUGUGUUCAUUGGUGCCGGAGUGGAAACAGCGCCUCCAGUUGAGGAACAGAAAUGUGCAGUGUGUGACUCCUGAUGCAAAAUGUCCUGACCUUGUCAGUGAGCCUGGAAUGACGAUGAAGAAUUGCCGCCCUCAUCACUAUUCAUCCCUUCCUGACGUGUCAUCUAUAGGUCAUUUAUGUGAGGUGGGCAAGUUGGCAGACGACAACCGCACAUCAACGGAUUUACUCAACUUUCAGCCAAUUGCAACCUCUGUGGUAAACUCUGAACAUUCAGACAAGGACGAUGAUCUGGAUUUGGCGGCGUUGGAUUUUGAGCUGGAUGCCCUUAAUCAUCCAUGUGGAGAUCAGGCAAUCUCUGACUGUAUUGUGGAAUCAGUGACGAACCACGCCAGGGAUGACAUUUCAGUGGCUUUCUCUGAGUCCAUUAAACAAAGGGUACAAAGACCAGACGAGAAGUGGGAUUUGUUCGAGAGAGACACUGCAGAUCUGGUAAAAGAUAUUAACCAGUCAGACGUCUUGGCAUCGGGAAAAGAACGGAAGAAGGGAGAAGAUGAAUCAGCGGUAGGAAGAGAAGAUGGGGAUAAAUCUAAGAUGUUGCAUUAUUUUGGCGGGCACUGGCCGUCUGAAGGGCCCUUAGACCAGCGGCAGGUAAGGAGUAAGGAAAGAGAUGGAGCCGGUGAUGAAAAAGAAGACUUGUCAAAACAAGUCAAUAAAGACACGGACAAAGGGAAGGCUGGACCUGACCUCACAGAGUUCCAGAAGCUUCUCGACCUCAUUCAGACUGGUGUAGUUACUUGCCAAUCAGGUUCUUCGUGUUCAUCGCCUCUUUCUUUAUGCAAUGGACUGGAGUUGGAUGCAGUUGUCAAGAUUGAAAAAGCCAUUGGCUGUAGGCCUGAGAGUAAGGAGAGCCUGUUGAACCUGAACACAGACAAGAGCAAUAAAGGUGAUUCACCAGCUUGCUUGUUGGACCGCACAACUGCUGACUGUAACAAGAACGGUGAGGAGAUUCUUAAAAAUGAAACAACAGGGUGUGAAAGUACUGAAAAUAGCCUGUGGGCUAUGGAUACAGAGAAGAAAGUAAGUAAAGACACUGAGCAUGAGGACAAAGGUAAUAACUGCAGAGAACAUGGAGGCAUUGAGGCGACACUUCCCCUUGACAGUAGCCAUUCUAGGGACUCAUGCCAAGCUUCCGAAGGCAGCUGUGUUCUCACUGGAGACACCCAAGGGGAAAGGCAGCGUCAGGGUCGCAGAUCAGGGAAACUGUGCAAACUUGCCCUCACCUUCACUCAAAAUUGCCCUGCUCCUUCACUGAAGACACCUGAAAAUCCCAGUAGCAUAACCCUUCCUGAUUGCGUCACCAGCUUCAACCCUAAACCGGACUUGUCCGCCAAGCCCAAAGAAGACGUCCACCCGCGACCCGCAGAUGGAGGUUGCCCCACCCAAACUGAACCUCAGGACUUUGCUCUUCUUUGGCGUCUUAACCGUCAGGACCACCCACCAGACACUGCUGUCGCUGCUCGCAGCUACCCCGGUGAAUUCACAGUCCUAUGCGCCAACUCUUCGCGUUUUGUGCCGGAGCUUGCAUCUGCAGUUUCCGCCGCAGUUGCAGUUCACCCGUCCACUCGCAACAUGGUACCGUACCGUGUGGUGCACGAGAAAAGCACACAGGUUGAGGAUGGAGAAUUUGGGGCGUGCCAAAGCCGCCUUGAAGGCCUAGGCAUUCUCAGUCGUCAUUUUAAACUACUUCAUUUUGAUACAUUAGAGGACUUGUAUGACAAAUGUCAGCAGGACUUGGAGUGGACAACCAACUUGCUGUUGGACUCUGGAGAAAAGCUCUUCAGAGAUGAGGAUGUUUUGGAAGAGGACGUUGCUCACGUCAAACUGGAAGAGCGCACUACACCUUUAGAAAAAGCAUUAGAAACUCAAGUAGGGGAGGAGCGUUCUGUAGAGCCGCCUGGCCACAUGCUUCAACCAUUUGCAUGUGAGACACUGGGUGGGACCUCAGACACUGAUUUAUCAAGUUUAGGAGGUGCAGUUUCUCCAAUCAGAAACACAAGUCAGCUUGAUAUGCUUUCACACACUGUAAGAGACAAUCCAAGCCUGCCUGCUUUGGCCAAAGAUGAUGACAAUGAAGGCAAAGAAGCAAUGGAGAAGUCAAGUGUUGACACUGCAGAUGACAUUGCUAGUAUGGACGAGGUCCACCGGCUGUUGCAAGCUGAGCUGGAAAAGCUCGAGAGAGAAGAAAGACAGAAGAAAGAGGAAAGGGGUGGCAGCAGUGUUCUGAACAUCCAGAGUGUGGAGCUGAAAAUACCCACUGAACUGGCCCUGCAGCUAACUGAACUGUUUGGCCCUGUGGGUGUAGAACCAGGCACAUGCUCUUCUGAAGAUUACGCUGUGCAGAUGGACAUGAACUUUGCUAAACUGCUUCACCAGAAGUGGAAAGAAACCAUUCAGGAAAGGCAAAGACAAGCAACUCUUUCCCGCCACUUGCUUCGAAACAACAGCCAAGCCGAGCAGCCCUACGUGGACCACUGGAAUUUCUUCCAGCCUCGCGUCUCUCUCCGCAACAUCAUAAAGGAGGAACUGGCCAUGCAGAAGAACAUGGAGAAGUCGAGACAAAGCAGGGCGGACCUCAGCAGGCGUGACGGAGCGUCUGUGUUGAAAGAGGAGCAGCUUUACUCCCGUUUCCCUACCAUUGACCGACUCUUCCUGCAGGAAAUAUUCCGGGACCACAAUCACUGCCUCAGCCAGACGGAGCUUUUUAUCAACUCCAUAAUGGACCAGGAGCCCGCCAGAACGGUCGUCGCACCAGAACCGCCUAAAUCCGACCACCUCAGAACCGCCAGCAAAGAGAGAGAAAAGAAGCUGGUGGACUCUGCAUUGCCUGUCUACCAGAACUACCAGGACACAGAGGACCCCCAGUAUGAGGACUUCAGGGCUGAGGCCAGUCUGCAAAGAAGUCGACAACUUGAGAGUUUUGCCAAAGCUGCUGAGGCUCACAAGCAAGGUCGCAGAGAGGUGGCUUCCUUUUAUGCCCAGCAGGGACAAUUACACGGGCAGCGGAUGCGCGAGGCCAACGAACGUGCAGAAGUUCAGAUCUUUGAGAGAGUCAACUCCUCGCUUCUCCCCAACAACAUCCUGGACCUCCACGGGCUGCACGUGGACGAGGCCUUGAGGCGCCUGGGCCGCGUCCUCCGUGACAAAACAGCAGAGUGCGAACAAGGUCUGUGUCGACCGCAGCUCUCCGUCAUCACAGGAAGAGGCAACCACAGCCAGGGGGGCGUGGCCCGCAUCCGCCCAGCCGUUUUAAACUACCUCGCCAACACACGCUACAGACGCACUGUGUCAAAUGGAGGUUCUGUGAAGAGCUGUGGCUUCUGUGGGAGGAACGUGUGAACCUCCUUCAACAAGCGGAUGUGCUCAACUUCACUUCUUGCCUUCUGUUUCUGAAGCUGCGUGUCCUUCUGGGACUCGGACGGAACAAAGGCGACAGGAAGUGAGUGUAAGCAGCAUGGCGCGGCCUUGAAGACACGAGCAGAAGUUGAAGAGUCUUAACAGCAUGAGCCGAGCACCGCCAGCUGCAGGAGCAUUGUGAGUCCAAAAGCCUGAGCUGAGCACC